UCCCGCCCCCUUAUAUCUCAGAAUGUCCCCCGCCGGCCUCCAGCCUUCAGGUUAAUUCCCAGUAGGCUGCCCUGCGCGCCGCCUGAGAGCCACCUCUGAUUCCCGGAGCCAGGAACAGGAGCCAUGAGCAAUGCCUAUUACCCAGCAGCCUCCGGGGCUCCUAAAGGGAAGAGGAAGGGCUUAACGAGAACCCUGCGGGGCCUCGGAUAGCUCCGAGCAGGCUUAAGAAGGGCAGCAGGAAAGGGGCGGGGUCCUUCAGAGCCCGGAAGCACGUGUCCUGCGUACCCGCGUGGGCAGGAAGUAGCUGCAACCGCCUCUGUUACCCAACUUGUAGUAAUCCAACCCUGAACCCGGGCAGCCAUGGGGGGCUUGGAGAAGAAAAAGUAUGAGAGGGGAUCUGCAACCAACUAUAUCACCAGAAACAAAGCCAGGAAGAAGCUGCAGCUGAGCCUUCCUGAUUUCAGACGCCUGUGUAUCCUGAAAGGGAUUUACCCUCAUGAGCCCAAACACAAGAAGAAGGUUAACAAGGGUUCUACAGCCCCGAGGACCUUCUACCUCCUAAAGGACAUCAAGUUUCUCCUCCACGAGCCCAUAGUCAACAAGUUCCGGGACUAUAAGGUGUUUGUGAGGAAGUUGCGGAAAGCCUAUGGGAAAAGUGAGUGGAAUACUGUGGAGCGCUUGAAGGACAACAAACCCGCUUACAAGCUUGACCACAUCAUCAAGGAGAGAUACCCCACCUUCAUUGAUGCCCUGCGAGACCUGGAUGAUGCUCUGUCCAUGUGCUUCCUGUUCUCCACCUUCCCCCGGACCGGCAAGUGCCAUGUGCAGGUCAUCCAGCUGUGCCGGAGACUGACCGUGGAGUUCCUCAACUACAUCAUCGCCUCCCGUUCCCUGCGCAAGGUCUUUCUGUCAAUCAAAGGGAUCUACUACGAGGCUGAGGUGCUGGGCCAGCCCAUCGUGUGGAUCACUCCGUACGCCUUUUCCCACAACCAUCCAACAGAUGUGGACUAUCGAGUCAUGGCCACCUUCACUGAGUUCUACACCACCCUCCUGGGCUUUGUCAACUUCCGCCUCUACCAGACACUCAACCUCCACUAUCCCCCCAAGCUCGAGGGGCCCGGAGAUAAAGACUCCAAAGAUCAGGACGAAGGGGCCUACGCCAUGGACUCUGAGAGCUGCCUGGAGAAACUAUCAGCCCUGAGUGCCAGCCUGGCUCGCGUGAUGGUACCUGUCACAGAGGAGGAGGUGGAGAUGGAUGAAUUCCCUGCUGAUGGGGAGAAUGCCGAGCAGGAGGAGGGCCUGCGGAAGGAGCGGGAGGCCCAGGAGAUGCACAAGAAACUGUUUGAGGGGCUGAAGUUCUUCCUGAACAGGGAGGUUCCUCGGGAGGCCCUGGCCUUCAUCAUCAGGAGUUUCGGAGGGGACGUGUCGUGGGACAAAUCUGUGUGUAUCGGAGCCACGUACAGUGAGAAUGAGCCUUCCAUCACCCAUCACAUUGUGGACCGGCCCACGCAGCCCAACCCUGUCCUCGGCAGGUACUAUGUCCAGCCCCAGUGGGUGUUCGACUCUGUCAAUGCCCGCCUCCGGCUUCCGGUGGAGGAAUACUUCCCAGGGGUGCUUCUGCCCCCCCACCUCUCGCCUUUUGUGACAGAGAAAGAAGGAGACUAUGUCCCCCCAGAGAAGCAGAAACUUCUGGCCCUGCAGCGGGGCGAGACCCCCGGAUAUGUGAAUGAGUCAGAGGACGAGGAUUCGGAGGAAGACGAGGAGGGAGAAAGCGAUGACCAGGAGGAGGAAGAGGAGGAGGAGGAAGGUUCAGAGAAGGAGGAGGAGGUCAAGCUGAAGGUGAUGGAAGAGCAGAGAACGCAGGGAAAGAAGGUAGGGGUGACCAUGGGCACCUUGAAGCUGGAGGACAAGCAUCGCCUGGAGCAGGAGGAGGCCAAUGAGGCCAAGAGGCUGGCCAUCAUGACCAUGAAGAAGAGAGAGAAGUACCUGUACGACAAAAUCAUGUUUGGCAAAAGGCGCAAAGUGCGCGAGGCAAACAAACUGGCCCAGAAGAGGAAGGCCCAUGAUGAAGCGGUGAAGGCCGAGAAGAAGAAGAACAAGAAGGCACGGAGGGCCUGAGCCCGGCCUGCCUGGGCCCCUGUUCUGGGAUCUUGCUCCAGGCUUGGGCACAAGGAGUUUCUGCCUUUUCUCCCAACCUCCCCGCUUGGCUGGGGCUCGGACUGACUCUCUGGUCGAGGGGCUUCAUGGGGAAUCCUUCCUGGGCUUCGGUUCUCGGCCUUUGCCAAUGUCCUGUUGGGGUUCCAGCGAGGAUCCUGACUGUGCCCGUAGGCACCGCUGGUUUCCCACAUUGGAGGCAGGAAGAUGGAAGGCCCAGAGGUCCAGAGGCCCUGUGGCAGCUGAGGGCAGGGCACCCCCUGUAUCAGGGCUGCCCCCACCCCACCCUGUGUAUAUAGCCUGAAUCUCUGGGCUUCCCUCCCUCUCAGGUCUGGGACUCACUUUAGAUCUAGGGAAAUGUUUCCAAAUAAAUGUGGAUUGGUUCAGCCCACCAGGCUGUCCUGAGCCUUCCUGCUUCUGGACAGGGCACUGGGGGUGGGGGGUGUCUCUGUAUGGAUCAGUUUCCUCAUCUGUAAAAUGGGAUACCAACACCUACUUCACAGAAUUGUAUCAAAUGAAAUAAAAUAUGUAAAGACUUGGCAAA
This is a messenger RNA of Monodelphis domestica (gray short-tailed opossum), 2698 nucleotides long. RefSeq names its product pescadillo ribosomal biogenesis factor 1 (gene PES1). Gene Ontology annotation, biological process: ribosome biogenesis; maturation of LSU-rRNA from tricistronic rRNA transcript (SSU-rRNA, 5.8S rRNA, LSU-rRNA). Gene Ontology annotation, molecular function: RNA binding. Gene Ontology annotation, cellular component: PeBoW complex; nucleolus. Lineage: Eukaryota; Metazoa; Chordata; Mammalia; Didelphimorphia; Didelphidae. The record is from RefSeq and is a predicted model, not a curated record.